Molecule: messenger RNA, 3564 nt
Organism: Rhopalosiphum padi (bird cherry-oat aphid)
Lineage: Eukaryota; Metazoa; Arthropoda; Insecta; Hemiptera; Aphididae
Product: peptide transporter family 1-like
Exons: 16
Coding region: 311-2446 (711 amino acids)
Biological process (GO): transmembrane transport
Cellular component (GO): membrane
Molecular function (GO): dipeptide transmembrane transporter activity
Source: RefSeq, a predicted model, not a curated record
UAUUAUUAUGAUUUUACACAUUAAUUAAACCUUAAACCCACCAAUCUAUAAUAUAUAUAUAGUGUAUAUAUAGUAUAUACCUAUAUAUAUUACCUAUGUAAAUGAUGUAAUUGUUGACUUUGUUCAAACGAUAUUUUCAUCGUCCUUUAGCAUUUCUCCCCUCAUAGCUGUUCGAAUUAGAUGUUAAACCAUUUCAGUGUUGAUUACGGCGCACAAAGGCGCUCACGAGUGCAAAUUCCUGGAGGAUCGCGGGGACAAAAACGCCAAUUUAUUCAUUAGACAUCAAGAGUGGGUAGUUGAGUGUCACAAGAUGAAAAAAAAAACUAAAAAGCACAACAUGGAUUUAAUACCCGAUCAAAUGGAAAGACCCAAAUACCCCAAGUCUACAUGGUUGAUUAUAAUCUUUGAAUUUUGUGAACGAUUUACCUAUUUUGGAUUAAAAACCAUCUUGGUUUUGUACCUGACAACAAUAUUGAAGUUCAACGGUGACGAGUCGACCAUAAUAUAUCACAGUUUCAUAUUUCUAGCGUACUUCAUCCCAGUGCCGGCUGCGAUUUUGGGAGACUCUCAUUGGGGAAAAUUCAAAACGGUUUUAUAUAUGUCAUUAGUCUACGUAGUGGGAUGCAUAGUGCUCACCGGCGCAUCAAUUGCAGAUAUGUUCAAUCUGGAUGUUCAAAAAAUCAUUGCACUCUUCGGAUUAUUUUUAAUAUCAGUCGGUACGGGUGGAAUAAAACCGUGCAUAUAUGCAUUUGGUGGCGAUCAAUUUCAAUUGCCUCAACAAGAAAAACAACUACUAUCCUACACUACCAAGUUCUCGUUUUCCGUAUAUGUCGGAGGAUUGAUCACAGCAUUUUUGAUGCCCGAAUUGAGACAAAGCGUACACUGCUUUGGCAGAGAUACAUGUUUUCCAUUGGCUUUCAGUGUAACUACCGUUAUGAUGUUUUUUUCCAUAGCGAUAUUCUUAACUGGAAAAACCAUGUACGUGAUGAAAAAACCGGAACGGAACGGAUUAACCAGGACGAUUGGUUGUAUUUUCUGCGCACUGCGAGCAAAGAUUACUUCGAGCGUUCCCUUCAAGGCCCAUUGGUUGGAGUAUGCAAAGGAAAAGUAUACCGAAUCUGAGAUAUCAGACACGAAGUCUAUCUUGGACGUGAUCUGCGUAUUCACGGCGUAUCCGGUGUUUUGGUCACUUUACGAAUUACCGGGUUCGAGGUGGACAUUGCAAGCCACGCUGAUGAACGGUCGUGUUGACUUCUUAGACUGGACAAUCAAACCCGAUCAAAUCCAGAUGCUUGCACCGUUAUUUGGUAUAACUGUGCUAGUCCUUUUAGAGGACGUUUUUUAUCCAAUGCUUGCGACAAUAGGUAUCCGGAAACCGUUACAAAAGCUCACUUUUUGCGGCGUUCUGGCGGUCAUAGCAUUUGUAAUCGCUGCUCUACUGCAAUUUAAAAUAGUUGGAAAUACCACUGAAAUAGCACCCGGACAAGGACACAUUAACAUUUACAAUGGCUUUGAUUGCAACGUGUACUUACAGUCAAAGUCAUUACAUGUACAGAACUACAUCGGCCCGCUCGAAAUAUUCAAUGUCAGCCACACGGUCGUGUCUCAAGACGUAACUUCAGAAGACAUUGUCGAGAUUACAUUAAGUUUUGAAUCAAAGUGCAAUUUUGUUCCGAAAAACUACGAGUUCAAUACCACAGUGACAAUAAUUGAAGGAAAAGUGAUAUCUUAUCACUUGGCCCGAUUGAAUCCGAACACAAUUGCAUUAAAUCGUGUUGGCAUUUAUGACAGUUUAGUCAAAGAAAAGUUUGGAUACCCUAAUUUUAGAAUUUUAUUUGAUUACACUUUUGAUUUUAUCGAUAAUAUUACAUUAAUCAAGGCUGAUCACAACUCUUUAACAUCAUACUCCCUCUCCUUAUUUAACUGGAUGGAUUUUAAUGCCAUCAAGGUAGGGAAAUAUAAUAUUUCCUAUAAUGGAAAAAUGUUUGCUACACCAACUAUGGACAUAAUACCAGCCACGUUUUAUACACUGACAUUACAACGAAAUGGCGAUAAAAUGGAUGUACGGUUAUUUUCCAAAGACGAAGGAAACUACAUUCACCUAAUGUGGCAACUUCCACAAUAUUUGUUUAUGAGUAUAGCUGACAUCAUAUUCAUGGUCACGGUAGUAAAGUUUGCAUUUACCGAGGCGCCAACAAGCAUGAAGUCAUUCAUAGCCGCUGCUAGUUUAUCGACCAUGGCAUUUGGAAAUGUCUUGGUUAUUAUAAUUUCAACGAUGGGCAUUAAAAAUCAAGCAUAUGAAUUUCUACUAUAUUCUGGCCUCAUGCUUGCUGAUACUUUAUUAUUAGCUUAUUUUAGUGUGGUUUAUCGGAGUAAAAAUACCGUCAUCACUGACGCAAUAACGCUAAAUGAGAACACAAUGAAUGAAACAACUGGUUUUGACUGAAUAUUUUUCGUUUUAAUACAAUUUGACAAUAUUAUCUACCACGCUCAAAAAAAUUAUUAAUUUAAAGUUGAAUUUUCGUGAUGGUUAUUACAAAUAUUUACGUAUUGAAACUGAUAUAGGUACUAUGCAAUUAUGUAUUAUUUUAUGCUUAAUUCAAAGAUAUUUUUACUAUCAUUGAUGAACUCUAGUUUGUGUUCUUUAGAAUUAUUGAAAACAGAAAUAUAAUUUAGUUUGUGAUUUUCGUAUAUUAUUAUAUUCAUUUCACAAGUUUAAUAUUUUAUAUUAAGAUAUAUUUUUUGCAAUACUAGGUAUAUGUGGUAACUAUACACAUCAUUAAUUUAUCUUUAAAAACUGUUUUUAUUUUUUUUUUUUUAAAUAAUAAUAAAUAUUAUUUGGAUUGUACGUAGAAAAUUAGACUGCUGGAAUAUAGGCUAUCGAAUGAUUGAGAAAGUUGUACAUUUUUAGCUGAAUGAUUGAGAAUACUUAAAAUUAACAAAGAACUUACCAUUAAUUUAAAAAAACCAAUACAACUGAGAAGGAAUUUUCGUGCAACGUUGCCAUUUAAUUUAUUUGGAUAUCAAAGAAUUCACCACGUUAUAUUUUGUUGGUCGAACGAUUGAUUUUCAGUUUUAACAUAGUUGCAAGUUAAUCCUUAUUAGUUAAAGAAAACAUUUUUUAUUAAACUUAAAUGCAAUAAUAAAAAAUAUUGAUAAUAAUAACUUAUAUUACUCAUUUCCUUAUUAAUGUAUAAAAUGAAAUUAAAAUAAUAUUAAUGUAUGUACCUAAAUAUAAUUUGUUAUAAUAAUAUUUUCGAAAUAAGUCAUAAGUUGAUGAUUAUAAUCUUAUAAAAAUAUUUAGUCACCUGUCACCUAAUAAAUAAAAAACGAGUUUGUAAUAAAUUAUAAGUCUGACAUAAAUUAGAAAUCAAUAUUCAUUAUUCACGAUUAUCACAAUCAUAAACUUAUAAGCAUAUUUGUAUAAAAAUAUAAUUAAUAUGUAAUUCGUUACCUAUAAUAUAGCUAAUUUAUUAUAUCAGUUACAGUGUAGCGUAAACUAACACACAUAUACUCUAAAUAUUUUAAUAAAUUACUUACAUUUUUAUUUACCAUACACCGCAU